UCGUCAAGUUAAGUGAGGUCAGGGAGCUUCAGCGCAUCCAACCAAACACGGCACACACGGGGCCAGCGAGUGUCUCAUAAAAGACAGAAGAUGUCUACCAGACGACUAGCGUUUUCUCAUCAUGAUAAAGGCUCCAUUGUCAUUGAAAUUGGAAGGAUGUACACUAAGUGAGAAGUGCACCAGCGCACGGACGUGUUUUUAGAACUACUUACACCCUCUGUACCUUCUGGGUACUUAGCGUGAACACCUGCUCGUUAGAAGCAUAUCUGUGUUAGGUACUGUCGCGACUGUAGUCGCCAGGUUAGUCGCCCAAGUUCCUAUUCUAAUUGACGCGCACUUUAUGUUGUUAGUCUAUUGUGCAUCCAGUCUUAGUGGGCACGUGUUGGUGUCUACCUAUAAGGUCUAGGCAAAUUAUGUGACUGAGUCAGUACUGAUGGCUGUUGUCGAUACAUUACUAGUGGUACUUCUCUUGUCGUGUGCACUCUGUGUGUAGGGUUGGGUUGUCAGGAGAGCCAGCCCCUCGCCAUGUCAUCAGAAGCAGGGUGGAGAUGAAGCCGUAUGGUGCACUGCAAGACGUGUGGGAUCCCAAGUAUCUUCACCGGGAGGAGCUGUAUCUCAUCCUCUCCAGAUUCUUACAGAACAUCUAUCUUAAAUAUCUGAUGGUGCCGUCCAAGGACUACCGUGUGCUGGUGGUGGAACCACUGCUGUCCCCAUCACAUUUCAGGAACACACUGGCCAGGGCACUCUUCAACCAUUUCUCAGUGCCUCAUGUGGCCUUCAUGCCGAGUCCUCUACUGGGCACCUUCUCUCUGGGCAGACAGACUGCGCUAGUGGUUGAUAUUGGCUGGCUGGAGACUACCGUAAUACCUUUGUACGAAGGUGUUCCCAUCAUGUCUGCAUGGCAAAGUACGAGUUGUGCUGCCAAGACUGUUCACAAUACGGUGAUGGAGUGUUUGAUAGAGACAGGAGCCAUCACAGACACACACACCCAGGAGCAAAACCCAGCAGUGAAGGAACUCAUUCAGGGCUCUCUGGAGGACAUCAUUGUGUCAACGUGUGCUGUGAGAAGUAUGGACUGUGACAGGACUCCGCCCGAGGUGUCAUUUCCCCUCAGCCAGCAGUACACCCUCUGUCUGCCCGGCCCUGCUCGCGACGCAUGUGCCGAGGGAUUGUUUGAGGAGGGAGAGGGAGAUCUGUCACUACCUUCUGCCGUCCUGGAGUCUCUUUUGAAGUGUCCCUGUGACUGUCGACGAGAUCUGAGUGAGAAUGUUCUGGUGUUGGGUGGCAUUGCUUCCCUGCCUGGACUCAACUAUCGUCUGAAGCAGGAGCUAGAAAGGCUGGCUGGUGACAAGAAUGAGCGGUUCAGUGCCAAGCUGGGAGCUCUGCAGUUCAAGUUCCACCAGCCCCCAGCUCACCCCAGCACUGCCGCCUGGCUUGGAGGCUCCAUAUUUGGUACCUCUGAGGUGGCAGUGCUAGAGAGAGCAGUGAGCAAGGAGAAGUUCAGAGAGAUGAACCAGAGACUGCCCGACUGGACUUCGUGUGACCCUGAACAACACGAGCAGCUGAGACCAGUCCCCACCAGGAAGCUCCUCCCUGCAGCCCCCUCCUCUCUCUACAAGUCAACUACCAAGACACAGUCUGCCCACUGAUUGCUGUACGUUUUUCACUUGUACGUAAUCAUGGGAUUUUGAAUCAUCGAUAGUUUCAUGUUGUAUAAAAAUAGAAUUUCAUGAUUGUAUAAAAAUAGGAAUUUUGUGAUUCGUCGAUCAGAUGUAUAAAAAUACAAUGUGAUUGGGAUCUGGUCAUUCUUCCUGUGAUAAUUCUCGUGCCCUCAGCCAGGGGUGGGAGUAGAUCUGUUGG
Molecule: messenger RNA, 1860 nt
Organism: Geodia barretti
Lineage: Eukaryota; Metazoa; Porifera; Demospongiae; Tetractinellida; Geodiidae
Source: the annotation of a GenBank genome assembly